CGUCCGGCUUCCAGCUCGUAACUUUAGUACUGUUAGCAACCAAAGAGAGAAUUAAAUAUGGGUGAUAUUGAGAAAGGCAAGAAGAUUUUUGUUCAGAAGUGUGCCCAGUGCCAUACUGUGGAAAAAGGAGGCAAGCACAAGACUGGGCCAAAUCUCCAUGGUCUCUUUGGGAGGAAGACAGGUCAGGCUGCUGGCUUCUCUUACACAGACACCAAUAAGAACAACGGCAUAACCUGGGGAGAGGAUACACUGAUGGAGUAUUUGGAGAAUCCCAAGAAGUACAUCCCUGGAACAAAAAUGAUCUUCGCUGGCAUUAAGAAGGGAGAAAGGGCAGACUUGAUAGCUUAUCUCAAAAAAGCUACAAAUGAGUAAUAGAUGGCCAUUGCCUUAUUUAUUACAAAAGAGAAAUAUCUCACGGCUUUUUUUUAUGUGUACCGUAAUUUAAUUGGUCUCAUUUACCAGAAUUCAGAUCAUGAAUGAGUGACAGAAUAUUUUUGUUGGACAGUCCCCGUUUAACUAAGACUGGCUUGUGGUUAAAUGAAUAUGAUCGGUUUUUUGGAUUUUGAUAGUGAUUCCAGUUCAGUAAAUGCAUCACUGUUUUCCAUUUCUAAAGAUAUGUUCAUAUUUAAUUAGCAAUGUUUACCUUUUCACAAAGAUAGUAAAUUGCCAUCCCAAAGCCUAUUGAAGAUUGGUUUUAUAUUAAGAUUUAUAUAACUGAUUAUGUGAAUAUAUUUAAAUACUGGGGAAAUCUCCUCACUGUCUCAGAACCAAGCAAGACUCACUGAUGUUUUAAUUGGUGUUCAUUAGCCUGUUAAAGGUGAGGGCUGGAGAGAAGGUAGCAAUGUUUACUUUGUACUUUUGAUCUUUAUCACGCCAAUAUAAUUUCCCUGGGUCUACUAAAAUGCUGCCUUUUAUUUAUUGAAAGGCAUUUUAGUGUGGUUUAUGUGUAAUGUCAAAUAAAAAAUAUUUAACAUUUAU
Messenger RNA from Nycticebus coucang (slow loris), 978 nucleotides. Its product is annotated as cytochrome c, somatic-like. The record is from RefSeq and is a predicted model, not a curated record. Gene Ontology annotation, cellular component: mitochondrial intermembrane space. NCBI's taxonomy places the organism in Eukaryota, Metazoa, Chordata, Mammalia, Primates, Lorisidae. Gene Ontology annotation, molecular function: heme binding; electron transfer activity. Gene Ontology annotation, biological process: mitochondrial electron transport, ubiquinol to cytochrome c; mitochondrial electron transport, cytochrome c to oxygen. The transcript has a single exon. The coding region runs from base 58 to 372 and encodes 104 amino acids.